CAGACGUMGUCUCGUCACUUUCACUAUAACAAUUUUUUCUSAAAUAAUUAAAAAAUGAUACCAUCAAGAGGUCCCACGAUAAUUACAGUGCGUCCGAAUACCAAAUCCGGGGGAAUAAAUUGUUGCUGUUGCAAUUGUUGCACUUGUUUGAAUUUACAAUUUUUAAGGAGUGAACCAGGAGUGUUAAAAAUUCUCGAAUUGUUUUUGGGUUCUUUUUGCCAAAGUUUGGCCCUUAAUUACGGGCUAGAUUACUCAGGAACAAUGGGUCCGUCUUAUCAGUCGUUUUUAACAGCAGUUGCUUGGUGUAUUAUGACCACAAGCCUUCUUUUAUUUUGUUAUGUCGUUUCAGAAAAAUCGUGCAAUUUAGUCAGACAAUCAUUAUUCGAAACGGUAUUUAAUUCCAUGGCAUGUUUCAGUUACCUCUCAGCUUGCUCAUAUCUAGGUUACAUCGUUAACAUGUUUUUAAAACCAAUGUAURUGGUCACACCAUAUUUCCAAGUCUACCCUGCCAUGAGUGCCGCCUAUAUGGUUGGUGGUUUGGUUGGUGCUAUCCAUGGCUAUGAUGCUUACAAAUGUUACAAGUACUACAAAGGAUACAGAUAAGGAAAAAAUGUAACAAUAAUAACAAAGUAAAUCAAAAGMGAUUAAAGUAGUCUAGAGGUUGUUUUUGUUAACCGGAAYAUCUUAGAAUUGUAUUUUUGGAAUGAUUACAACUGUAAACAAUUAUUUCAUAAUUUUAUCGCUCUAAUAUUAAUAUUCUAACUUUGUUAAAAUUGUGUAAAUAAUAGGUAAUGUAUUAAAAAAUUACAUCGUUCAAAGUAUGUAAUAUGUAUACAGUGUUCUCCGGAUAGAUGGAACGAUUCUUGUAAAAGAUAAACAAUUGCGAUUUAAAUUUUUAUUUUUUGGGGUUCGGCCCUGCUUAAUUAAUCUCUAACAUAAUUUUAGUUUCGAAAAAUCAAGUAUGCCUUGGCAAUUAAACAAAGAUAUAUUUUUCUGUAAAGUGCCUUUUAUGUAGCAAAUACGACAAACAGUUAUUAAGAAAAGUUGUUUAG
Molecule: messenger RNA, 1052 nt
Organism: Tribolium madens (black flour beetle)
Lineage: Eukaryota; Metazoa; Arthropoda; Insecta; Coleoptera; Tenebrionidae
Gene: sing
Product: protein singles bar
Exons: 4
Coding region: 55-603 (182 amino acids)
Cellular component (GO): membrane
Source: RefSeq, a predicted model, not a curated record